This is a messenger RNA of Protobothrops mucrosquamatus (brown spotted pit viper), 1627 nucleotides long. RefSeq names its product cytosolic phospholipase A2 epsilon-like. Gene Ontology annotation, biological process: glycerophospholipid catabolic process. Gene Ontology annotation, cellular component: cytosol. Gene Ontology annotation, molecular function: calcium ion binding; calcium-dependent phospholipid binding. The record is from RefSeq and is a predicted model, not a curated record. NCBI's taxonomy places the organism in Eukaryota, Metazoa, Chordata, Lepidosauria, Squamata, Viperidae. The annotation marks the transcript as partial. The transcript is spliced from 11 exons.
GCCUAAAGACCUAGACGAGCGCUUAGGGUAUGGUUUGUGCGCAAAAGAACAAGAUUUCCUAAGAAAGAGAAAGAAAUAUGUGGCAGCUGCCCUCAAGAAGACUCUUCAGCCACAAAAAGAACUGAAGGAUGAUGAGGUACCAGUAAUCGCAAUAAUGACAACUGGUGGUGGAACCAGAUCCUUUACAGCAAUGUAUGGAAGCCUUCUGGGUUUGCAGAAAUUGAAUCUAUUAGAUUGUAUUACAUACCUUACGGGUUUAUCUGGCACAACAUGGACCAUGUGUAAAUUAUAUGAAGAUCCUGACUGGUCACAGAAAUACCUGGAAGAUGCUAUUAACAAAGCCAGAAGACAAGUGACCAAAUCUAAAUUUAACUGUUUUUCCAUUGAUAAACUGAAGUAUUAUUAUGAUGAGCUAAGUCAAAGAAUCAAAGAAGGACAUAGCACUUCCUUUAUAGACCUCUGGGGCCUUGUCAUUGAAUCCAUGUUCCAUGAUGAGAAAGACAAUCACACCCUUUCUGAUCAGUGCAUGGCCGUGAAUGAAGGUCAGAAUCCUUUCCCUAUUUACUUGGCAGUCAACCUAAAAGACAACUACAGUGCUCAAGAUUUUAAAGAAUGGCUAGAAUUCACUCCUUAUGAGGUGGGAAGUAUAAAAUAUGGUGCCUAUAUUCGUUCAGAAGAUUUUGGGAAUGAAUUCUUUGUGGGACGACUGAUGAAGAAGUUCCCAGAAAUUCGGAUCUGCUUCAUGCAAGGUAUGUGGAGCAGCAUAUUUUCUUUGGAUUUAAUCUAUUUCUGGAAUAUAGCUUAUGACUCAGAAGAAUUCUGGUAUAGAUGGACAAGAGACAGAAUACAAGAUAUUGAAAAGCCAUAUGAUUCUCUUCUACCUUCAAAGCCGCAUGAGCUGGACUCUCGCCUACUCACUUACCCAAGCCAGCUUUCCUCUACUUUCCGAGAUGUCUUAACUGGACGCCCAACAAUAGCAGAAUAUCCUAAUUUCCUGAGAGGUUUUCAGUUUCAUGAUGAAUAUUUGAAGAAUGUCCAUUUUUCUGCAUGGAAAGAUUCUGUGCUGGACUCUCGACCGAACCUUCUAAUGGAAACAGCAGAGCAACCUUUAUCUCUGGUGGAUACUGGGUUUUUCAUCAAUACAAGCUACCCACCUCUUUUAAAAUCAGAGAGGAGAGUGGAUGUUAUUCUACAUUUAAAUUAUAGUGGAGGAGCACAGACUUUUAAUCUGGACCAGUUUUCAAAAUACGUCUCUGGGUUGGGGGUCCCAUUUCCCAAGACAGAAGUCAGUGAGGAAGAAAAAAACAACCUGAAGGAGUGUUACGUUUUUGAAGACACAGAAAACACAGCUGCUCCUUUAGUGCUAUUUUUCCCCUUGACCAAUGAUACUUUCAGAGCAUUUGAAGCACCUGGUGUGGAACGCUCAUCUACUAAUAUGGAAGAGGGCAAUGUGGAUAUCUCCAGCUUCUUUUCCCCAUUUGGUACAAGGGAGGUGACCUUCUCAGAAGACAAUUUUGACAAACUGGUGAAAUUAACAGAAUACAACAUCCUCAACAAUGAAAGCAAAAUCAUUGAAGCCUUUCAGGCUGCAGUGCACAGGAAAAAAUAUCAGAAGAACCAGAAAUAA